Verticillium alfalfae VaMs.102 is the source of this 1293-nucleotide messenger RNA. Its product is annotated as ariadne-1. NCBI's taxonomy places the organism in Eukaryota, Fungi, Ascomycota, Sordariomycetes, Glomerellales, Plectosphaerellaceae. The transcript has 4 exons. The record is from RefSeq and is a predicted model, not a curated record. Gene Ontology annotation, molecular function: ubiquitin conjugating enzyme binding; ubiquitin protein ligase activity; zinc ion binding. The coding region runs from base 1 to 1293 and encodes 430 amino acids. Gene Ontology annotation, cellular component: ubiquitin ligase complex; cytoplasm. Gene Ontology annotation, biological process: protein polyubiquitination; ubiquitin-dependent protein catabolic process; positive regulation of proteasomal ubiquitin-dependent protein catabolic process.
AUGUCUGCCAUGUCGAGUGAUGAGGAGAUGCAGGAGUUCUCCGACGACAACGAUAACUUUGAAGAUGAGUUUGACGAAGAAGACCCCGACUUUGGCGUAAGCCAAGACGCCGAGAACAAGAAGAAGGUUGCCUACGAUAUAUCCUACAAGGUGUAUGAGCCUACGGACAUUCAACGACAACAAGAUGACAUGAUCGACGAGGUCAACAUGAUCCUAAAUCUUCGCAAGGAAGAUGUGGCUAUCUUGUUACGACACUUCCGCUGGAACAAGGAAAGAUUGAUCGAGGACUACAUGGACAGGCCGAACAAGGUUCUCGAAGCGGCAGGACUUGGCACAAACGUAACUGGCCCUCCACGACUCGAAACCAUACCCGGAUUCAUGUGCGACAUCUGCUGUGAGGAUGAUGCCGACCUUGAGACAUUUGCCAUGAAGUGCGGUCACCGAUACUGCGUCGCUUGCUACCGACACUACCUGAACCAGAAGAUCAGGGAGGAGGGCGAGGCGGCGCGCAUCCAGUGCCCCGCUGACCGUUGCGGUCGGAUUCUCGACUCCAAGUCGCUCGACAUUCUCGUGACACCAGAACUGAGCGGGCGGUAUAAGGAACUGUUGAACAGGACCUAUGUGGAAGACAAGGAUGCUCUCAAGUGGUGCCCAGCACCAGACUGCGUCAACGCCGUUGAGUGCGGCGUCAAGAAGAAGGAUCUCGACAAGGUAGUGCCCACGGUUGCCUGCGCCUGUGGCCACCGGUUCUGCUUCGGCUGCAUCCUGACUGAUCACCAGCCGGCCCCCUGCAGCCUGGUCAAGCUGUGGCUGAAGAAGUGCGCAGACGAUUCGGAAACGGCAAACUGGAUAUCGGCCAAUACAAAGGAGUGCCCCCGCUGUAACAGCACCAUCGAGAAGAACGGAGGCUGCAACCACAUGACGUGCAGGAAGUGCAAGCACGAGUUCUGCUGGAUGUGCAUGGGUCUGUGGUCCGGAACACGGCACGAGCUGUGGACCUACGCCUUUGCUUUCUAUCUCGCGCGCAACAACCUGACGGCCAUCUUUGAGGACAACCAAAAGGAUCUUGAAAUGGCGGUGGAGGCUCUCUCGGAAAUGUUUGAAAAGCCAGUCACGGAUCUCGCCGAUCGCAAGCUCAAGGUUGAUAUUCUCGACAAGACGUCAUACUGUAACAAGCGCCGAAUCAUCCUGCUCGAGACGACAGCGGAGAACCUUGCUAGUGGUGGCUGGGAUUUCAUCGUUGAUCUCAACCCGAAGGGAGCCUCUGCCGCCGCAGCCAACACCCGCGGUUAG